Molecule: messenger RNA, 3271 nt
Organism: Daphnia pulicaria
Lineage: Eukaryota; Metazoa; Arthropoda; Branchiopoda; Diplostraca; Daphniidae
Product: peroxidase-like
Exons: 15
Coding region: 133-3015 (960 amino acids)
Biological process (GO): response to oxidative stress
Molecular function (GO): peroxidase activity; heme binding
Source: RefSeq, a predicted model, not a curated record
CGGUUCCGUAGCAGAGUCAGUUGACCAGGUGUCGUGAAAACAGCAACAUACAUCCCAUAGAGUUGUUCUCUACCAAGUGUAUUAUAAAACUGUACAACAUUGGAGUUCUAAGGCCUCAUUUUAGAAUUCAAGAUGUUGUCGCGUUGGACGGUUGGCGCGGUGCUUAUUUUGGGUGUGCUGUUUUCUGUUGUCUCCAGCAGCGAACGCGUCGAGAGACCAAAGGGGUCAAAUGGUCGAAUUAAAAAGAUAAGACGUCAAAAUUCCGUUAUUCGACCUGCCACAUUGAAUGUAAACCCGAGCCCAGUAGACUACAGCACGGCUCCGCGCGACGAUGAUGUGGUUCAAUACGAUCCUUCUGGAUUGGGCUUUGAAUUUAAAUUACCGUUCGAUGGACGGUACCAACCGAUUUUUGAAAGCCAGCACGUCAAACCUUAUCAAGAACAUAACCCAAUUUACCAAACAUCACCGAGUCCUGAACCAACUUACUCGCCCCCAUCGACUACACCGGCACCUUACUUUGAACUUCCUUAUGUUGAACUUCCUCAAGUUGAACCUGCUCUUCCUCCCUACGUCCCCGACCAUCACGUGCCGAAAUCUAAUUAUAAACUUGAGACACCACUCGACAUUUCAUACACUACUGCCAAUCCAAACCAGUACAGCAACGAAUAUCCUUACUACUGCCCUAAAGUUGGCGGUUACGAGUCGCAGUGUCGGCCAGCUAAAGAUUGCGCAGUGUGGUAUGAUCUUGUUCUCAUCACUCCCGGUACUGCCUGCAAACUGCCGGAUGGACAACCAGGAACUUGUUGUCCGGAUCUUCCCCACAACGGUUAUGGCGAAGCUAUGAAGAAAACCAAGAAAAAUGUGAAAUGUGAGCAUCAGUGUAUUGACAUUUACUCUGUCAACGCUGCCGCUCACGCGGGUCGCUUCAACAUGAGGUUAAUGGACGAGACGGAGAAAUUCCUCCGCGACAAGAACAUCACCAUCAGACCCAGUUCGUCAUCUUACACGCAUUUGCUUUUCCAGACAGCGACCGAAGCUGAACAUCUUAGUCGUGCCGCAUUAACUAGCAUUGAGACAACCAGAGAACUUGGCAAAAGAUUCGAAUUGACUCCAGAAGAGGCUGGUUUGGGUUUGACCCAAUUCAAUCUCAAGGAUACCAUUUUGUCAGACUUCUGUCCAGCUGAUCCCAUUUGUGAUGAAAAGACUAUUUCUUCUCCCUUCCGGACGAUGGAUGGUUCAUGUAAUAACCUCAAGUAUCCAUCCUGGGGCAAAUCUCGCACCCAGUUUCAACGCGCACUUGUUCCAGCUUACGCCGAUGGUGUCUGGUUGCCACGGAGGACGAAAAACGGAAGCGAUCUUCCCAGUCCUCGUUUGGUGUCUAUAUCCGUGGUUUUGGAUAAAAAUUCUCCCAGUGAAGCGGAAACCACCUGGGUCAUGCAAUACGGACAGUUUCUCGCGCACGAUUUGGCCUUGAGUUCCAACUUCCGCAUGAGCGACAAUUCGGGCAUUGAGUGUUGCACGGAAGAAGGAAAACUAUUAACAGACGCUGAGCUGCUCCAUCCCGAAUGUAUGCCCAUUGAAAUUCCAGACGGAGAUCCGUUUUUCUCCAAGUUUGGUCAGCGUUGCAUGAGCUUCGUCCGCACCAUCCCAGCACCCAGAUAUGAUUGUAGCCUCGGCCAUGGAGAGCAGAUGAAUGGGAUCAGCCACUAUCUGGAUCAUUCGAACGUGUAUGGCUCCGACAAUAAACGGGCAGCUGCGUUACGCACGUAUGAAAACGGUACACUCAAAGUGACACAUCAAAAGGGCCAUUAUGACUUGGACCUACUCCCUCCGGAUAACAUGGCUGAGACUAACUGUACCUUAUCCAAAGCCGUCUCUGGCAUAGAUCCACCCGAUAAUGUGAAAUGCUUCAAAGCAGGCGAUUCACGAACGAAUCAGGCGCCCAACUUGGCUGUCACGCAAACUAUUUUCUUGCGGGAGCACAACAGACUUGCGGCGGAGCUCGCCUAUUUGAAUCCCCACUGGGAUGACGAGCGACUCUACCAGGAGGCCAGACGCAUUCUGAUUGCUCAAAUGCAGCACAUUACCUACAAUGAAUGGCUGCCCAUCGUAAUUGGUAGAGCGAAGAUGCAGGAACUUGGUUUGCUGCCACUUCAACAGGGUUUGAAUGAAAAUUACUACAAAAAUCUUAAUCCAAGCAUCUUAAAUGAAUUUGCUACCGCCGCUUUCCGAUUCGGGCACACGCUUGUCCAGGGAAAGCAAGAUCUAAUCAAUCGUCGGAGGAAGAAGGAAUCGCAUAUCCUUUUACGUCAACACUUUAAUAAAGUGCAGAAGGUCUAUACUCCGGGAAACCUUGAAAAGUUCCUGAUUGGCUUGGCGACUCAACCCGGACAAGAUUUUGACAAUUAUUUCUCUAAGGAGGUUACCAAUCACUUAUUCGAAGAGGAAGGCAAAGGUUUCGGUUUGGAUUUAGUGUCUCUAAAUAUUCAACGCGGUCGUGAUCACGGUUUGCCGGGCUACAACGAUUAUCGGGCCCUGUGCGGUAUCCCUCGCGCAAAGAAAUUCAGUGAUCUGCUUGAUUUGAUUUCUCCAGCGAUUGUUGAGCGCUUUGAGUUAUUAUAUGACUCAGUGGACGACAUCGACCUGUACAUCGGAGGAGUUUCAGAGGAUAAAGCUGAAGGGGCUUUGAUAGGCCCUACUUUCCAGUGUAUCGUGGCCGAUCAGUUUUUGAGACUGAAACGAGGUGAUCGAUACUUUUACGAUCUUGGAGGACAGCCCGGCUCGUUCACUGAAGAGCAAUUGUACGAAAUUCGGCACAUCAGUUUUGCCCGUCUCGUCUGCGACAAUAGCUUCGUAUUAUACACUCAAACUUUGAUCUUCAAAUUCGAAAGUGAUGCAAACCGAAUCGUGGAUUGUGACUCAUCCUCUAUUCCUCGUGUUGAUCUUCUGCCUUGGCAGGAGAGUUCUUCGGAAUCCUACAAAAGAUCCGGCACGGUGCCUUCCAAAAAGAUUUAAGCCAAAUAAUUUUUCUUAAGAAUUGAGUUAGUCCAUUCUGCCUCUAUUUAAAAUCAUUACAAAAUUUCUGUAACGGCGGAAAAUUUUAACAAAAAAACAAAAACAGAGGAACUGGGUUUUACUGUAUCUGUUGCAUAGGAAAAUCAGUCUGUGUCCCUCUCUUUCCCAUUAUUAUCUUGUCUCCCUUUUCUAUACAACGACGGAGAACUAAUCCUGUUAUGUGAAGCAAUACAGAAAUGUGGACCAAAAGUCCAAA